AUGAGGCUCGCCACUUCCCUUUCCUCCCGCAUCGCACCUCCCUUUCCUUCCACUUCGCGCUUCCCUUUCCCUCCACUUCGCGCUUCCCUUUCCCACCGCUUCGCACUUCCCCAAACGCCCGCGUCGCACCUCCCUUUUCCCCCAGGUCGCACCUCCCUCUUCCCCCAGGCCGCACCUCCCUUUUCCCCCAGGUCGCACCUCCCUCUUCCCUCAGGUCGCACCUCCCUUUUCCCCCAGGUCGCACCUCCCUUUUGGGCCAGGUCGCACCUCCCUUUUGGGCCAGGCCGCACCUCCCUUUUCCCCCAGGCCGCACCUCCCUUUUCCCCCAGGCCGCACCUCCCUUUUCCCCCAGGUCGCACCUCCCUUUUCCCCCAGGUCGCACCUCCCCUUUCCCCCAGGCCGCACCUCCCGGGACUCACCUCCCCAGCGCACCUUCGCACUCCCUCCAAUCCCUUCCUUUCACUUUGUUGUUAA
Messenger RNA from Closterium sp. Naga37s-1, 474 nucleotides. NCBI's taxonomy places the organism in Eukaryota, Viridiplantae, Streptophyta, Zygnematophyceae, Desmidiales, Closteriaceae. The record is from the annotation of a GenBank genome assembly.